GCGGCGCCCCAGAGCCGCGCCGCGCCGCUUCCUGCCGCUAUAAAUAGCCGCCCGGCCCAAGAUGUCCCGGCCGCCGCAGCGGCUGGAGUGCCGGCGGGAGCUGCUGUCCCGUCCCGCCGCCUAGCCCGCCCGGAGCGCGGAAUGUGCAACCUGGGAAAUAUUAUUGUGAUGUAAUUAACUUCAGCAAGUGCAUUCUGGACUGAAUUUGCAAGGUCUCCUAUUCUCUGCAAGCAUCUCUCCUGCUGGUGACAAGGUUUCUUAGCAAGACCAGACGGAGCUCAGCCUUCCACCAUGCCCGUGCCUCCUCCUCCAGCUCCCCCUCCGCCUCCAACACUGGCCUUGGCAAACACUGAAAAGCCCUCCCUAAGCAGGUCAGAACAAGCAGGGCGAAAUGCUCUAUUAUCUGAUAUUACCAAAGGAAAAAAGCUAAAGAAGACUGUUACUAAUGACAGAAGUGCUCCAAUUCUGGACAAACCCAAAGGACCAGGUGGAGGUGGCGGCAGUGGCUUCGGAGGAGGUGGUGGUGGCGGCAGCGGCGGGAGUUUUGGUGGUGGUGGUGGCGGCAGCUUUGGUGGUGGUGGACCACCUGGCCUUGGAGGCCUUUUUCAAGCAGGAAUGCCAAAGCUCAGAUCUGCUGCAAGUCGAGAUGCUGAUGCUGGGGGAGGCCGCCCGCCCGCCCUGCCGCCCGGAGGCCGCUCCGCAGCCGCCAAGCCCUUCUCUCCGCCGAGCGGCCCGCCGCGCUUCCCGGGGCCGCCCUCGGGGCCGCGGACCUCCGCUCCCGAGCCGCAGAGGAGCCGCAUGCCGCCGCCGCCGAGGCCCGACGCGGGCUCCAAGCCCGAGGCCGUGCCGCCCCCGGUGCCCAGCACCCCCCGGCCCAUCGCCUCCAGCCUGCACAACAGGUCGACGCCGGUGCCGGGCGUGAGCCGGCAGCCCAGCCUGGGGCCCUCGCCCCCGCCGUUUCCCGGCAGUCGGGGCGCGGGGCCGGCGGGAUCCCUCCGGCAGCCCGGCCCCAGCGCGGCGCCCCCCUUCGCCGGCCGGCCGCCGCUGCCGCCCACCCCGGGCCGGCCGGCGGAGGACAAGCCGCCGCCUCCGCCGCCCCCCGCCGGGCACAGGCCGCCCGCCGUCCGGGAGGCGGCUCUGCCCCCGCCGCCGCCGCAGAACAGCAAGCCGCCCGUGCCCUCCGCCCCCCGGCCCACCUCCGGCGCCCCGGCGCCCCCGCCGCCCCCCAGCAGGCCGGGGCCGCCCCCCGUCCCGCCCGUCCCCGGCGGCAGCGACGAGAUGCCGCGGCUGCCCCAGAGGAACAUCUCGCUGGGCUCCUCCUCGGCGGCCGGCGGCGGGGGGGGCCGCUCCGGACCUCUGCCCCCCCCGCCCAGCGAGAGGCCCCCGCCGCCUGUCAGAGACCCCCCGAGCCGAUCAGGCCCCCUCCCACCACCUCCUCCCAUAAGCAGGAAUGGAAGCACUUCAAGGGCUUUGCCUGCUACUCCCCAGCUGCCCUCCCGGGCAGGGCUGGACAACCAGAGAGGUGGACCACGACCGCCGCUUCCCCCUGACCGGCCAGGCUCGGCAGCGCCGCCGCCGCCACCACCACCACCGCCUUCAUCAGCUGUCAGAAACGGCUUCCAGGAUCCAGGUGAUGAUGAAUGGGAAAGCAGAUUUUCUUUUCAUCCUAUAUCUGAUUUGCCACCUCCAGAGCCAUAUGUACCCGUGAACAGAAGUUAUCCCAGUAAACUAGCAAGAAAUGAAAGCAGAGGUGGCUCUGGCCGAAAAGAAAGAGGUGCCCCCCCGCUUCCACCUAUACCAAGGUGAAAUGGGUUCUGGCCCAUCUUUGGGCGACGUCUGUUUCCAAGUUUCCUUCGAGUCAGCUGUCCUGUCCACAUCAUUGGAAAGUUGUCUGUUUUGCUUUUUUUCCACUUUUGGCUUGUCAGCUGGAACAACCUUCAGUCUCUAUUACAGAAGUAAUAGAUGCAGCUUAUGAACUAUAGGUGCUCAAAGCUAUAAAUUUUAUUUGCUUAUACUGCAGGCUGUCAUGAAAGGCGUUUUGUGGACCACACGCAACAUACGUGCAUCAUGCUUACUGUGUCCAGCCCUGUCCCCUUGAGAGCUCCACGAGAGGUCUGGCUUUGAGAUGAAUGAGAGCUGGAACAAAGCUGUUUCAUUCACUUUGGGUACAGUGGCUGUAUUAGUUGAAUGAUAAAGUACAAUCUAUUUUCUGUUUAAAAAACAGUUGCUGGGGAAAACCGUGUAGCCAAGAGUCCCCUGGAUCCUUCUCUGCAUGCCUAACUUGGCCCAUCUGCUUCUGCAAGCCAUAGGCCUACUACAUGGUGACCAAGAGUUCAUCCUAAACCUUCUCACUUCAGCUUAGCCAAGCAAAUCGUAUUUUAAACAAUAGAUCGCACAUCCUGCCCCGAGGACGGAGCGUGUCUGGCCUUGGUUUUAUCUGCGGAGAAUCUUCCAAAGAAGAGUGCAAGUGAAGAAUUCAGCAGCAUAAAAAUCUCUCUCUCUUUUUAUCCUUCUUUCCCUGUUUUUUAAUAAUGUUAUGCUUUUAGUCACCUAAUUCUUUCCUACUCUGAUGUGGACCAACCCACAGUCAUCCGUGUCCUGGAUUGUUGUAAUGCCCUCUACCUGAGACUGCAUGCGAAGAGUCCUCAGAAAGUAGUCCUGGUGCAAGUGCAGCAAUUAGUAGUUGCAGGCUCCUGUGAAGCAUUGCUUACACCAGUGCUCCACAGACUGCUUUCCAGUUGUUUCUUUGGUACCACUAAAUGAUGGGGUUUGACUUAAACAGCUUCCUGGGGCUUAAGUCACAAGUCUCAGAGAGAUUGUACUGACUUAGGUUACAGUAGAGCAGCUGAGGUCAAAAGUGUACGUAAGUGAAAGCCCUUUGAUGUAGUGAAGGAGGUCUGGGGUUUGUGCGUUCAAGUGGGAGCAUCAGCUCCAAAAUUUGCUGUCUGCACUGGUUCAAGAGAAACAGGAAGAUUUGGCCUUCUGGGUUUACCAUGAAGCCUGUCCUUUCAAACUUUGCUGAAAGGAGUCUCUGCAGAGAGCUGCAAGGCUUACGUUAAUCGAAGAGAGAGUAAAGUAUUCCAACAUUGUGACAAUUGGGUAAUACGUUGAAUGGCUUUGGAAUUUUGUAUAUGAGAAAAGAGUUUGUUGUCUAAGCGCUUUUUACAAAUGGAUCUAAAUGCAUAUAAAAUGCCUUUGGAAAUUAU
Grus americana (Whooping crane) is the source of this 3206-nucleotide messenger RNA. It is a transcript of the gene WIPF1, whose product is annotated as WAS/WASL interacting protein family member 1. The transcript has 9 exons. NCBI's taxonomy places the organism in Eukaryota, Metazoa, Chordata, Aves, Gruiformes, Gruidae. Bases 292 to 1806 code for a protein of 504 amino acids. The record is from RefSeq and is a predicted model, not a curated record. Gene Ontology annotation, molecular function: actin binding.